AUGCACAUUAACGGCCUCCUUCCCCGCCAACUGGAGGUUGACGACUUUGGCUGCCUCGUCUGCCCAACAACUAUCCCUCCCUGUGAAUGCGAUUAUUCCAAGGAGGAGUGCAUUCGCAUAAACAGGGACUGCAACAACUGCGCAGUUAACAAAUGCAUUCCAAUACCAGGCAGUGGGGGCGGAGGCGGUGGGGUCAGCAAGGGAGCGCUUGCCGGAGGGAUCGUCGGUGUAUUGCUUUUUCUCGCCUUGGUGGUUGGCGCAUAUCUCUGGUACCGUCGUACCACUAGACUGCAGAAGGAGCGCGAAGGCCCUCAAGAUUUCAAGGACGUUCCUGCCCCAGCAGAGGACGUUCUCAAUCGCCCGGAUCCUAUUGAGAAGCCAGUCGCUCCUACGUAUUCAGAACCGCGCUCUGUGGGUCUGGAUCCAACAAUACGCACGGAGACUUCCCCUUCCUUCAAUCCUCAUUACGACCAUGUAAGGAACCCUUUCGACGAUGCAAAUUCCAUCCAAACCGCCGCAAGCGAAGGCACCAAUGUCAUACCCAUCGCCCUCGUUCCUGCCGACGGCCAUGAAGGCCGACCAGACGGCGACUCAAAUGUAUCAGGUGGUUCAAACGGCCCCAUUCGUCCACCUCGUUCGCCUGAUCUCAACCUUAAUCUCGAACACGUCAACGUAUCUGGCGAUAACCUUCGUGCUGGAAAUGGUUAUGCCCCGUCCACCAUUUCCGGAAUUUCGUCGACCAACCGACAUUCAUACAUGUCGAACAUGACUUCUGCCAGUGAAAUGCUUAACGAGGCGCCGAUGAUCAUGACUCCCAUGAAGGGUUCAGUCCGUCAAGUUUUGGGAGUAGUCAAGGCGGAAGUUAUCAGCGCUGGUUCCUUACACUCAAGCCCAUCUAGCGACACCCUCAGACCACCCACGUUCUCCCGUCCAGCGGUCACUUCCCCUUUGGCUGCUACUUCAUUUGGACCUAGCGACGUCGUACCCGAGGCUGAUGAAUCUCAGGAUGCGAAUCCCUUCAGCGACAAGCAUUCAUCGACGCACGCGGACUAUGGUGCCUCACCGCCGCCCACCGCUACCACAUAUGGUCAAGCUUCCACUCGGGCCAGGGAAUCCACUUCUACCUCGAAUUGGAUUACGCCUGACAUGCCGCAGUCACUUUGGGUGCAAGGCGCUCAUGACGAUGGGAUGAGUCGCCCUUCAAGCAUGGCCACUCAAGCAGGAUCCAUCAUUGAUAUUGCCAGCGCCAGACGUGUCAAUGUCGGUCUAGCUACUCCCGGAACCGCUUCUACCGCCAAGACCUACAGGACCACUAUGGGCAGGUUGGUAAGCCCGUCUUCAGCGGGUGCAUCAGUUGGCACACUCGAGGAACAACAAGCCCGAGCUCUGGCACACGCCCAAGCCCAAGCACAGGCCCAAGGCUUGGACAAACCUCGCCCUGUAUCCGGUUCAUCAGCAAUUUCUGCCACCGCCGAUUCCAUUUUAGAGUCAUUCCCAUUCGUCCCUCCCUCUCCAAUAUCUAACAGGCCACUCCGCUCUCCACCUGUUUCACCGCUAGCGCAACAAUCCUUCACCAACAACUCUACCUCUCCACUCGGUCAGCAUACGUUCACCGUCGCACCGCCUUCUCCCCUGUCUGGGGACCGCUUUUCACAAAAUACCACGAGCACCCCUGCAGGAUCAGGUGAUGCCGACGACGAAUCCCUUCCUGCCCCUCCCAACCGUCGCACCUUGGGCCUGUCCACAGGUUCACAACUCUCCACUGCCUCGUCUGGUCUCGGGUCUUUCCCUUUCCAGAUUGAUUCGGGCGCCGAUGUAGCAGACCCUCCCCCACCUGCAUACCGCGGUCGGCAGAGAGCAAGCUUGGACACGCUUGCGCUCACCAGCGACCUGUCAUCCUACCCGCUGGGCUUUGACCGCGAGAACACACCGGUACCGCCACGAAACCCAAGGAAGUAA
Molecule: messenger RNA, 1959 nt
Organism: Coprinopsis cinerea okayama7#130
Lineage: Eukaryota; Fungi; Basidiomycota; Agaricomycetes; Agaricales; Psathyrellaceae
Exons: 2
Coding region: 1-1959 (652 amino acids)
Source: RefSeq, a predicted model, not a curated record